AGAAAAUAUCAAUAUACUGUUGGCAACAGUGCCGCAACACUGCUACGCUGUCAAUAUUUGAUAUUUUUGUGACAGAAAUUCUGUCAUCAUCACGUUUUAAAAAAUAUAUUAAAUCCGUAGAAUAUAGAUUGCAUCAUUUUCUAAAUAAUUAACAUUAAGUAAAAAUAUGUCGGAAUUAAGUGAAAAAAUUUUGAAGUACUUGUUACAUAUAGAUGAAGUUAACACAUUGGAUUUGGCAGCUGCUUUUAAAGAAGAUCAUCAAAAAAUUGUAGGAGCUUUGAAAAGUAUUCAAGCAAAUGGGGAAUUGGUAACAGCUGAGCAAAUUAGUGAAAAUAAAUUGGAGGUAUCUGGGGAAGGAAAAUCUAUAAUACAAAAUGGAAGUUAUGAAGCAAAUAUAUUUAAUAACAUACCGGAUGAUGGUAUUGCCCAGGCAGAUCUCAUGAAAAUACCCAAUGCUAAAAUUGGAUUUAGUAAAGCUAUGUCUGCAGGUUGGGUUCUUGUAGAUAAAAGUGGAAAUACACCUUUGGUAAAAAAAAAAGUUUCUGAAAUAACAGAUGCAGUUCAAUUAAAUCUUAAAUUAAUUGACAGUGGAGCUGGAGGUGAUAUUUCCAAUAAAGAAAAACAAGAAUAUAAAAAACGCAAGCUUAUUCAAGAAGUUGUUAUUAAGAGCUUUUUAUUGAAAAAAGGGCCUGAAUUUAGCUUGGAACUAAAAAAACUUGAGACUGAUUUAACAACUGACAUGCUUUUGGCAGGAAGUUGGAAAGAUCUCAAGUUCAAAGAAUAUAAUUUUGAUGCCCUAGGUGUUCCUCCUGAAUGUGGUUAUUUGCAUCCUUUAUUAAAAGUAAGAUCGGAAUUUAGGCAAAUUUUCUUGGAAAUGGGUUUCUCUGAAAUGCCAACCAAUAAUUACAUUGAAAACUCUUUUUGGAAUUUUGAUGCUCUCUUUCAACCUCAGCAACAUCCAGCUAGAGAUGCUCAUGAUACUUUCUUCAUUUCAAAUCCUAAAAUUAGUAAUAAAUUUCCUCAGGAAUAUUUGAAAAGAGUUCAAACAGUUCAUAGUAUUGGAGGAUAUGGAUCUGAUGGUUAUGGUUAUGACUGGAGAAUAGAAGAAGCACAAAAAAACUUACUUAGAACACAUACCACUGCAGUUAGUGCUAGAAUGCUCUAUCAAAUCGCUCAGCAAGAAUCCUUUACGCCAACUAAACUUUUCAGUAUCGACAAAGUUUUCCGGAAUGAAACGCUCGACGCUACGCAUUUAGCUGAAUUUCACCAAGUUGAAGGAGUUAUAGCUGACUAUAACCUUACUUUAGGCGACCUUAUUGGUGUGUUUACAGAGUUCUUUAAAAAAUUGGGAAUUACAGAAUUGGAAUUUAAGCCUGCUUAUAACCCUUACACUGAGCCCAGUAUGGAAAUAUUUUGUUUCCAUCCAGGAUUGGAAAAAUGGAUUGAAAUCGGCAAUUCGGGUAUAUUUAGACCUGAAAUGUUGCUUCCCAUGGGUUUGCCUGAGGAUGUUUGUGUGCUGGCCUGGGGAUUGUCGUUAGAAAGGCCCACGAUGAUAAAAUAUGGUUUUAAUAAUAUCAGGGACUUGGUUGGACCAAAAGUUGAUAUAGACAUGGUUCAAAAAAGUCCAAUAUGUCGCUUGGAUAAAUCCGCAAAGAAGUAACAACUUAUCAUUAAUUUAUUUUUUGUUGUAACAAACGCUUUAAUAAAUGUUUUCGUUAAAACAGAUUUUAAAUCAAACAUACUUUUAUAGUAAUAUAAUUUUAUUUACAUCAAAUUAUGGCAGUUAUUUGGCA
Messenger RNA from Brassicogethes aeneus, 1793 nucleotides. The record is from the annotation of a GenBank genome assembly. NCBI's taxonomy places the organism in Eukaryota, Metazoa, Arthropoda, Insecta, Coleoptera, Nitidulidae.